AUGUCGGCUCUGACGACACGAUUGCUCUUCCCGCUGCACCUCGCUGUCCUCGCAUCCCUCCACGCCGUCCUCGCCAGCGCCCGCGCAGCCCGCCUUGUCCUCCGUCUCGCCUCGCUCGUCCCCUUUCCUCGACUGCGGCAGCAUGAAGCGGUGACACCAUCGGACGAUCUGAAGCGCGGGAGAUGGAACAAGCUGCCAAAGCAUCUCGCGGUCAUCCUGGCGCCGGCUCGAACGGCGAGCGACUCCCUGCAGGCGGUGCAGGACAAGGUCGAGCAGCUGCGGAAGUUGCUGGGAUGGAGCCGCGAGUUGGGCAUCGCUACGCUGUCCGUGUACGACGAGACUGGACUUCUCGUCGAAGAGGCAUCCGAGGUUUCGACAGCUCUCGGUCUCGGAGUGGAAGGCGCAGACCGAGCGGGAAAGGAAUGCGGACUGGUCGUACUGCGGCGACCGGCUUCGGCGGAAACUGUCGCGCCGAAGGAGACUUUGCUGGACGAGUCGUGGGUUGCGGUGUCGGGCGACGGGGACAGCACCUCGUCUGCCACGCUCGUCAACGAUGACGCCCCGCCAACUGUCGAACCAGACGUCCAGGUCAACUUGCUCUCCCGGCAAGCAGGCCAGCCCUGGCUUGCACGCGUAGCGGAAAACUUGGCUACGGGAGACUCGAGCAGGGAGAUGACGUCGGAAAUGGUUGCCGAGAAUAUCGAUGCGCUACCUCUGACCGAGCCUGACCUACUCUUCGUCUUCGGCGGAUCGUACCUGCGACUGCACGGCUUUCCUCCAUGGCAGAUCCGCUUGACGGAGAUGUACCACCACUCAUGGCCGAGCUGGACUCGACCACCGCCCCUGACUUACGAGGUCCUGCGGAAAGGACUAGACUUGUACGGCGGCGCAGAGAUGCGCUUCGGGCGAUAG
Molecule: messenger RNA, 912 nt
Organism: Rhodotorula toruloides NP11
Lineage: Eukaryota; Fungi; Basidiomycota; Microbotryomycetes; Sporidiobolales; Sporidiobolaceae
Product: Di-trans-poly-cis-decaprenylcistransferase-like protein
Exons: 5
Coding region: 1-912 (303 amino acids)
Cellular component (GO): endoplasmic reticulum membrane; dehydrodolichyl diphosphate synthase complex
Molecular function (GO): ditrans,polycis-polyprenyl diphosphate synthase [(2E,6E)-farnesyl diphosphate specific] activity
Source: RefSeq, a predicted model, not a curated record